Molecule: messenger RNA, 1707 nt
Organism: Epinephelus fuscoguttatus (brown-marbled grouper)
Lineage: Eukaryota; Metazoa; Chordata; Actinopteri; Perciformes; Serranidae
Exons: 13
Coding region: 94-1707 (537 amino acids)
Source: RefSeq, a predicted model, not a curated record
GAAGCUGGAAUACAAAUUAAUGAAGAAGAAGCAAGGAAAUUCAGGGAAAAUGACGUGGAUGGAGAAACGGUGGAUUGUGGACUCACUGAAGCCAUGGUUGGAUACCUGUUUGAUGGUUCCUUCAAAAAGCAAAUAAAAUUUCAACAGUUUGUGCACCAAUACAAGGAGGGUGAGACCAUCAUUACAUUGGAGCCAGUACCAGUUCAGUCUACAGCAGAGCUCCAGCCUCAGCCUUCAGCUGAUCCAAAUGGUGGACCAGCUCGCAAGAGACUACCCAUUGUGAUUGUCCUUCCAACCUUUCCCAGAGAUGUCCAGAUGAGGCUUGAUGCCAAGGAACCAUGUCACAAAGUACCAAAACUACGCAACAAAAUAAUCAGAGUGCUGUAUGAAAUGAUGGCAGAAUACACCCUGUAUCCAACCAACGCAGAAUAUAUUCAAGUUGCCAAAGCACUGAUUAUGAAAUACCCUUUCCUGAGAGAUAUGGAGGGGAAUGGCUAUCACACCUGGCACAUGUCCCUAAAGCGGAAAUUUAAAGCAGAACGUGCACCACUUCUCAGCGACAGUGAAGUCAGAAAGCUGAAAGAGAAGUUUGGCCACACAAGACAGUCCAAAGCCACCAGUGCAUCAAUGAGUUUGUGCCGAAAGCCAGCUAAUGUAACAUUUGACAUUUGUGUUGGGGAGGAUUCCGCAUCUGUUGAGGCCCAUGUGAACGUGCUACAAAGUGAGUAUCGGAAGACGCAUCCAGACAUCUCAACUGUCAAAGACCGCAUGGCGCGAACAUUUUCCUGGCGACGUCGCGAAAUCAUGGAAGGGAUGUCUGUGGGGGAUGUACUCAACAAAUACCCAUACUUAAGGACGCCUGCUGGAUUUUUUGACGAGGUUGAUCGAAUCCAUCCUUCAACAAGUAGCUUCUGUCAUCGCUUCAAAGAGGGCUUUGCUCGAGUUUUGCCAAAUGUGCUGAAACUUGCCGAGGGAAAAUCUCCCCUCGCAAAACAGUACACUGAUGCAAGACGGGAUGCAUUAGCUGAGGAUCUACCAGAAAUCGACUUAAGGGCCGGGCUUAUCCUCUUGCCAUCCAUCUUCAGAGAAAAGACUGAACACUACAUCACAAUGGGAGAGGGGGACCCUGCUACACCCUAUCCAACCAUACAACUGAUGGACAAUGACUGGAAAAUGGCGAUCACAGGAAGAGGGCUUAGUGUGGUGAAAGUAGAUGGAGUAGAUGUGUGCCAGUGCACAGGCCUUGAUGAAGCCUUCAUAACAGCCUUCAGUAUGUAUUUUGCUUUCAACAUUACCUACCCACUGCACCUGAAAAACACACUGACCUUCCUUCAGAGGCAUUGUUUACCUGGUGACCCUUUGGAGGGGCCCGACCCCUCAGCUGCUCACCUCAUCCUCGUCUUCAUCAGUGGAACAGUAACUCUGAGUCAGGCUGGAGAUUUACUGGAUGGCUGUGACAUCACUGAUGAUAGGACAGGAGGGAGACACAGAGACAGAGAUGUUGGGAUAAAAGCGGCGGCUCAGCAGCAGCGGGACUCAGCUGGAUCCACGGAACCUGAACGAACCACAGACCGGAUCCUGCCCGACUCUACCGGACCCACCUGCCCGGCGCGGAGCGACUCUGCCCGGCCUGACGUGCCGCUGCGGCUCGGAGCGGCGGAGCAGGAGGAGCUGCAGGCGGAGGAGCAAGGUGAUCAGACUCUGUGA